UUGACGCCGUCAAUAGUAUCCACCAUUCACCUCCUGACCGCGGCACUCGGAGCCCUGGUCUGCCAUUACACUGUAACUUCAAGUAAGUUGUGGUUGCUGACCUGGUGCUGGCUUGACUUCUGUCAGCAACAGUUACAUGCAUGAGCAUAGCACGGCAAGUCCUGAAUUGCUUCAAGUUUGCGUGUCGUUCAGCUAACAAUACCUGCAGACGAAGGUUUUGUACUUCACAGCAUACAAUGACCUCACGGCACACUCACUCAAAGAGAAUUGAAGGUCUGGACAAGAAUGUCUGGGUGGCGUUUACAUCAUUGGCAGCAGACCCAUCCGUUGUGAACCUGGGCCAAGGCUACCCAGACAUCCCUCCACCUUCUUACGUCAAGGAGGCCCUAGCAGAGGCGGCAUUAGUGGACAGGAUGAACCAGUACACCAGAGGCUUUGGGCAUCCAUCUUUGGUGAAGGCCCUUUCUCAGGUUUAUGGGAAGGUCUAUGGGCGCCAGAUCGACCCCUUCAAAGAAAUCCUGGUCACAGUAGGAGGUUAUGGUUCUUUAUUCAGCACCAUGCAAGGACUAGUGGAAGAGGGAGAUGAGGUCAUCAUAAUAGAGCCUUAUUUUGAUUGCUAUGUACCUAUGGUGCGAAUGGCGGGGGCCACGCCUGUGUUGAUCCCAUUACGCCUUAAGUCCGGAAAGAAGACAAUCACAAGUGCCGACUGGUUUCUUGACCCAGAUGAGCUUUCCACUAAAUUCAACUCUAAGACAAAGGCCAUCAUCAUCAACACCCCCAACAAUCCUAUUGGGAAGGUUUUCACCAGAGAUGAGCUGCAGAUGAUUGCUGACCUCUGUAUUAAACAUGACACACUGUGCUUCAGUGAUGAGGUUUAUGAGUGGCUCGUCUACAAAGGACACCAACAUAUCAAAAUUGCCACUCUGCCUGGAAUGUGGGAUAGAACAAUCACUAUCAGCAGUGCAGGGAAAACAUUUAGUGUUACUGGGUGGAAGCUUGGUUGGUCUAUAGGACCUGAACACUUGAUAAAGCAUCUUCAGACCGUCAUGCAGAAUACUCUGUACACCUGCCCAACACCUCUACAGGAGGCAGUGGCACAAGGUUUGCUCAGGAACGUUGAUCUUAUGGGUCAGCCUGAGUGCUACUUCUCCUCACUGGCAGAAGAACUCGAGGGCAAGAGGGACCGCAUGGCUGCCAUUGUGAAAGAGGCUGGUAUGACUCCCGUCAUCCCAGAGGGAGGCUAUUUCAUGCUCGUGGACGUCACAUCUCUCAAUCAGGACCUGUCACACAUGCUCGAUGAUGAAGCAUAUGACUACAAGUUUGUGAAGUGGAUGAUUAAAGAAAAGAAACUGGCAGCCAUUCCAGUCACAGCGUUUGUUGGAGAUGAGUCCAAGAAGCAGUUCCAGAAAUAUAUUCGCCUUUGCUUCAUUAAGCAAGAUAGUACUCUGGAUGCAGCAGGGGAAAUCUUAAAAAACUGGAGUAAGGUUUAAUGCACAGUCUGAAGACUCUGUGGUCAAACUGAAGGAACAGCAUUUGACUACAACAUUACGCACAAACUGGAAACUGGUAAAAUGUUGAUAGUGACACCAGCAGUAGUAAAAUCAUGUAUCCUGUUUUAAGGGAGAGAAUCCUCAAGUCAACGUAGCUGAAAUGGAUUGUUCUGAUACAGGUGCAUCUCAAUAAAUUAGAAUCUUCAAUUCUCUGUCUGUAUUAUGUAUACAUUUUGUGUUUUCUUCUCCCUAAAAAUUGGUCUUAAUCUCAAAUAAUAAUCUAAACAUUGAAAAUUACAAUUCCAUGUAGUUUUCUUUACAGGAAUGAAUAAAACGCUAGGAUGAUAUAGGCCUGCUGUAUAUAUUUUUAAAGUUUUUCUUACACCCCUUAAUAUCUAGAAGGCUUUGUGAACCUUGUGAAGCUAUGGCAACUUCUAGUGGGUGCCCAAAGGUGUGAAGUGAGAUGUAGUUUUUAUCCAUUAUCCUACCUUGGAUGUGCACAACCCCUUAUGCCUUCCUAUUUUCAUACUGUAUAGACUUAGUAUUUUAAUAUUUGCACAGGGGUUUAACAUUACACUUUGACUAAGCCUUUCUGCUGUAACUGUGCCCUGUCUCUAAUUUCCAAUAAAACCAUGAAACCCAGACACAGGUCCUGGGUUGAAUUGCUGUGUGAAACCUGA
This is a messenger RNA of Morone saxatilis (striped sea-bass), 2170 nucleotides long. RefSeq names its product kynurenine--oxoglutarate transaminase 3-like. Gene Ontology annotation, biological process: biosynthetic process. Gene Ontology annotation, cellular component: mitochondrion; cytoplasm. The transcript has 14 exons. The record is from RefSeq and is a predicted model, not a curated record. NCBI's taxonomy places the organism in Eukaryota, Metazoa, Chordata, Actinopteri, Moronidae. The coding region runs from base 141 to 1490 and encodes 449 amino acids. Gene Ontology annotation, molecular function: pyridoxal phosphate binding; L-kynurenine:2-oxoglutarate transaminase activity.